CGGCGCGCGCGCGCCAAGCCCUCCCUCCGGUUCUUAUAGCGCCGCGGGCGGCGGUUGGCGGCGGGGACGGCACGGACGGUGGUGACAUGGCGGCUCCGCGGCUCGUGGUGCUGGCGCUGGCGCUGUUGGGCGCCGAGGUCGGCUGCGGGGCGGUGAGCCACAUCUGGACUUCCAUCGAUGACACUGGCUCCAAGACGCGCCUUACCUGCACCUUGAACAGCAGCGCCACUGAGAUCACGGGCCACCGCUGGGUGAAGGGGGGCAAGGUGCUCAAGGAGGACGCCCUGCCUGACCUGAAGACGGAGUUUGAAGUGGACUUGGGGGAGCGCUCUGGGGAGUACUCGUGCAUCUUCCUCCCAGAGCUCGCGGGCAGGACCAACAUCCAGGUGAAGGGGCCGCCCAACAUCAAGGCCGUGAAGAGGUCAGAGCACGCCACAGAGCGGGAGACGGUCGUGCUGGGCUGCAAGUCGGACUCCUUUCCCGCGGUCAGCGAAUGGGUGUGGUACAAGAUGGAGAACUCCGGGGAGGUCAUCAGCAACAGCUCCCAGAGCAAGUACUUGGUGAUCUCGUCGGAGACCAAGACAGAGCUACACAUCGCAGACCUGGACCUGGAGGCAGACCCGGGCAGUUACGUGUGCAAUGGCACCAGCUCAGAGGGCACCGGCCAGGCCGUCAUCGUGCUGCGCGUGCGCAACCGCUUUGCUGCCCUCUGGCCCUUCCUGGGCAUCGUGGCCGAGGUGCUGGUGCUGGUCACGGUCAUCUUCAUCUACGAGAAGCGGCGAAAGCCGGACGAGGUCCUGGACGAUGAGGACGCGGGCGCCGCGCCGCUGAAGAGCAGCGGGCACGUGAACGACAAGGGCAAAAACGUGCGCCAGAGGAACGCCAACUGAGCGGCUGGCCUCCAUCUGGAGCAGCUCCGAGCCUGCUGUUUGCAGACCCGGUGUUUGCAGACCCCGCGUUCUUCCUCUCAGAGGAGACCUGCCCCGCGGAAGCAGACCACACACACCGUGGGUCAGAUCACAGUGUUUCUUCCUUUUUUAAACUAGGGUUUUCUACACAUAGGAUUCCUUCCUUAGGGGUUUUGUUUUUCCUUUUUAAAGAUUUGUGAGCGCCUCGGGGGAGCCGUGAGCUUCCUGCGAGACUCCUGUCCUCGGCCCGUCCCCUCAGCUGCCCCUGCCCACCUGUCCCCUCUCUGUUCCCCCAUGUCUCCCACCCGUCCCUCCCCC
Molecule: messenger RNA, 1226 nt
Organism: Lutra lutra (Eurasian river otter)
Lineage: Eukaryota; Metazoa; Chordata; Mammalia; Carnivora; Mustelidae
Gene: BSG
Product: basigin (Ok blood group)
Exons: 8
Coding region: 87-890 (267 amino acids)
Biological process (GO): cell-cell adhesion
Cellular component (GO): cell-cell junction
Molecular function (GO): cell adhesion molecule binding
Source: RefSeq, a predicted model, not a curated record